CAAAUUUCCAGAUUCAUAAACAGAAGGGGGGUUAGGGUUUUAGAGAGGAAAACUAAAGUAUGACGACUCGAAUAGCACCGGGUGUUGGAGCUAACUUACUUGGCCAACACUCAGCCGAGAGAAAUCAAGAUGCCACUGCUUACGUUGGAAAUCUCGAUCCUCAAGUUUCCGAGGAAUUACUUUGGGAAUUAUUUGUUCAAGCCGGUCCUGUUGUUAAUGUUUAUGUUCCUAAGGAUAGAGUAACAAAUCUUCACCAAGGAUAUGGAUUCGUAGAGUUUCGGAGUGAAGAAGAUGCUGAUUAUGCAAUUAAGGUUUUGAAUAUGAUUAAGCUUUAUGGUAAGCCAAUUCGCGUAAAUAAGGCGUCACAAGAUAAAAAGAGCCUGGAUGUGGGAGCGAAUCUCUUUAUUGGAAAUCUUGACCCUGAUGUUGAUGAGAAACUUCUGCAUGAUACUUUCAGUGCAUUUGGAGUAAUUGUUACAAAUCCUAAGAUAAUGAGAGAUCCAGAGACUGGAAAUUCCCGAGGUUUUGGUUUCAUCAGUUAUGAUUCAUUUGAAGCUUCUGAUGCAGCUAUUGAGGCAAUGAAUGGUCAGUAUCUUUGCAACCGUCAGAUAACAGUCUCAUAUGCAUACAAGAAAGACACUAAAGGGGAGCGCCAUGGUACUCCAGCAGAGAGAGUUUUGGCUGCAAGCAAUCCAACUACCCAAAAGAGCAGGCCCCACACUCUGUUUGCCAGUGGACCUCCAACACUUGCCUCUCAGGCCAAUGGUGCUAUGGUCGCACCUGUGCCUCCACGUCCCUUUGCAAAUGGUGUUGUAGCUCCAGGACCAAUUCCAGCACUGCGCCCUCCGCCCCCACCAAAUGCAGCAUUUGCACCGAUGCAGGUUGGUGGUCAAUCAGCUUGGCAUGGCCAGCCACCUCAACAAGGUCAACCAAUGCCACCUCCCGUCAUGCCUGCACCGCCUGUUCAAUUCAGGCCACCCCCUCCAAACAUGCAACAACCUCCUAUGCAAGGAGCUCCCAUGUUCCCAAGGCCUCCCCCACAGCCCAUGGCCAUGGGAGCCCAACAACAAGUUUGGCGACAGCCACCACCACCACCACAGCAAUUUGCUGGAAGGCCCCAUAUGCCACAAAUGUUGAUGCAACCACCGCCACCACCCAAUGCGCUACCACCACCACCACCACCCUCAAGUUGAGACUAGAGUAGAGCAGUUGCGACUAUUCAUAACAUCAGCUACUAUGUUGAAUGUUGCUUGUAUCAUUUUGUUUCUGAUUGUAGUACGUUUUCCUAAUUAGUACCAUAGAGUUGGUAAUAUAAACUGCCCUUUACAA
Populus nigra (black poplar) is the source of this 1329-nucleotide messenger RNA. RefSeq lists its product as uncharacterized. Bases 60 to 1193 code for a protein of 377 amino acids. NCBI's taxonomy places the organism in Eukaryota, Viridiplantae, Streptophyta, Magnoliopsida, Malpighiales, Salicaceae. Gene Ontology annotation, biological process: positive regulation of mRNA splicing, via spliceosome. Gene Ontology annotation, molecular function: RNA binding. The transcript has 8 exons. The record is from RefSeq and is a predicted model, not a curated record. Gene Ontology annotation, cellular component: U12-type spliceosomal complex; nucleolus.